Molecule: messenger RNA, 4215 nt
Organism: Hemibagrus wyckioides
Lineage: Eukaryota; Metazoa; Chordata; Actinopteri; Siluriformes; Bagridae
Product: retinoic acid receptor beta-like
Exons: 9
Coding region: 379-1746 (455 amino acids)
Biological process (GO): regulation of transcription by RNA polymerase II; cellular response to corticotropin-releasing hormone stimulus; retinoic acid receptor signaling pathway
Cellular component (GO): transcription regulator complex; nucleus
Molecular function (GO): RNA polymerase II cis-regulatory region sequence-specific DNA binding; nuclear glucocorticoid receptor binding; zinc ion binding
Source: RefSeq, a predicted model, not a curated record
AACUCCGCUCGUCACUGUCCCCGCUGUGAGAGUGUGUAAGGUCGGUGUACCUGAGGACCUUCUUCCGCCUUCAGUCACCGAUACGAUCCGCGCAGCUGAAUACAAACGGACUGGUUAAAAAACAAACAAACAAACAAACAAAUCCUACAAGCCUGUUAUUUUAGGAUAUCAAGAAAGUAGCCACCGGGGGGUAACGUCUUCAGUCGCAGAUCACAUCAGCCCAAGUCAUGCUCCUUGCUGAUGUACUGCACAGAAGUAUGAAGUCAUCCCCACCUCUUAACCAUUUAACCCCAUGGAUUUGCUGAGGAAGGGAUUUUGGUGCAUCGGCUCACCAAAACUUCCUCGCUCCUCUUCCACGGCCUAUUCUCCUCUUGUGGAAUGAAGACAGCCAGCAGGUCUUGCUGCACUUCCUCAGUGGUCCAGAUGAGGCGUUACAGGACAGGGGUGUAUCCCUUACUGUUCCCUACUGUAAUCAACUCGCUUCCUUUACCGUCUCCGACGCAAAGUUUUAACCCGCCUAGCAGCGCAGGAACACCGUCACCUGUGGCCAUCGAGACACAAAGCAGUAGUUCGGAGGAAUUGGUGCCCAGCCCGCCCUCGCCCCUGCCCCCUCCACGCGUCUACAAGCCCUGCUUCGUGUGCCAGGACAAAUCCUCUGGGUACCACUAUGGCGUCAGCGCCUGCGAGGGAUGCAAGGGUUUUUUCCGCAGGAGCAUCCAGAAGAACAUGGUGUACACAUGUCACAGGGACAAGAACUGUAUUAUCAACAAGGUGACGAGGAACCGCUGCCAGUACUGCCGUCUGCAGAAGUGCUUUGCUGUCGGAAUGUCUAAAGAGUCUGUGAGGAAUGACAGGAAUAAAAAGAAGAAGGAAAGUCUGAAGCCCGAGCUGACAGAAACCUAUGAGCUCACGGCUGAGCUGGAGGCCAUCAUUGAAAAAAUCCGGAGGGCUCACCAGGAGACGUUCCCAUCCCUCUGCCAGCUGGGCAAAUACACCACGAACUCGAGUGCUGACCACCGUGUGCGUCUGGAUCUGGGGCUGUGGGAUAAGUUCAGCGAGCUGGCCACCAAGUGCAUUAUCAAAAUCGUGGAGUUUGCCAAACGGGUGCCGGGUUUCACUGGACUCACUAUCGCUGACCAGAUCACUCUGCUCAAAGCCGCCUGCCUGGACAUACUGAUCCUGCGCAUCUGCACACGGUACACACCGGAUCAGGACACUAUGACCUUCUCAGAUGGACUGACACUAAACCGGACACAGAUGCACAACGCCGGAUUCGGGCCGCUCACAGACCUGGUGUUCACCUUCGCCAACCAGCUCCUGCCCAUCGAGAUGGACGACACGGAGACAGGCCUGCUCUCAGCCAUCUGCCUCAUCUCCGGAGAUCGUCAGGAUCUAGAGGAGCCGUCUAAGGUGGACCAGCUCCAGGAGCCUCUUCUGGAAGCACUGAAGAUCUACGUGAGAAAGCGCAGACCCAGCAAGCCCCACAUGUUCCCCAAGACUCUUAUGAAGAUCACGGAUCUCCGCAGCAUCAGCGCCAAAGGUGCUGAGCGAGUCAUCUCUUUAAAGAUGGAGAUCCCCGGUUCUAUGCCUCCUCUCAUUCAGGAGAUGCUGGAGAACUCAGAGGGCCAGGAUGGACAGAGCUCUUUGGAAAAGAGCAGCGCGGAAGAAAACAGCAGCUCCUUCGAUCUGAAGUCCGCCACGUCGCCCUCUCCGGAACCUACUUCCUCGUCGAGCGAGGAACCUUAGGAGCAGAGAGGAAGCGAGAUGGCUCCUUUAUUGUGCACAUUAACGAGUGGACCAUCACUGCUACCCUUUCCCCAGCGUAAACUUCUUUUUAAAAAAGAAUUCAUUCCUUCGAAAACACAAAACAAGGACGGAAAACCUGCUUAGCGCUUAAAAACAUUCGUAAUACGGAACUUCCAACAUGCACAGUGUGUCAGCGAGCACAUUCGUGUGUUACUGAAUGCCUAACACAGAGGUGAAACUCCUCAGGUCUGCUGUGUAUAUUUUUGCUAAACCUGCAUGACAGGCUUUCUUAUUCAUCCUCCCCUCUCUCUCUCUCUCUCUCUCUCUCUCUCUAUGUCUCUCUCUCUCUCUCUCUCUCUAUGUCUCUCCGCCAUGGUUUAUGUUGGCAUGCAUUGUACAUACCAUCGUAUGACAAGAUCUCUGUAUGAUAUUUUGUGGUGCUUUUCUACAGUCUUAAUAUUAUCAUUUGAGGCGAAACAUUACAUUUACAGAUGAACACCAUCAGAGGGCACUGUAAAGAGCGGCUCCGUCCCGGGAAUGGACGUUUUCCGGACGGAUUUUUUCCCGGACAGUAGUUGCUCGUAUGGACAAUAAGCUCAGCUGUGCGCCUUUCAUCUAAACUCCUUUAAAAUACAGCUAUAGAGAAUGUCCUGGGAUAAAGACAAUAUGGCAGUCUAAUAUUUUCUAUAUGCGUAUAUUUAAUCCUGUUUUGUUUCUGUAUCUUCGUUUGUUUCAUAUCAGGAAAACACAAACACACACACACACACACACACACACACACAGUCGGUCAUUAAGAGAGGGAUUCCCUAGGAACAGUAUUUUCUCUGUAUUACUGAUGUGACUAUUCAUAACAUGAACACUUUAUCCUAGUCAGCGUAAUAGAGAAUGCCAGGAAUAUGGGGAAUGAUGCGGGAUUGCGUCCUGAUGUGGACACCAGUCCAUUGCAGGACACACACUCACUCACACCUAGGGGCAAUGUAGCCAGUCCACAUACUAGCAUGUUUUUGGGAGAUGAAACCUACAUAGUCACUGGGAGGAGCAUGUACAAAGACAGUCACCUGAGCUCAGGAUCAAAUCAGGGAUUUGGGAAAGGAGCCAAAUCCAGUUAAAGUGGAAAUGUGGCAUGGAUUCACCGUGAUUACAUCAAUCUCACAUCUGGUAGCAUCUGGAAAGUAAAGCAUAGUUCUUUGGAGUGCAAAAAUUCAGUGCUGAUCCGAAUCCUAAUGCACUUUUAUUCAGGUUAAAACUGUCUUUGUAAAAAAUACCUCUUAGGGAAAUGACUUGGAAAACACACACACAUAAAUCCAUACACAUACUGUAUAUACAUAGACACACAUUUCUUACAUGAUGCAAGAUUCUGAAAUCACAGCGGCACUUAGAAUUUACUUAAACCCGAGACGUUUAUAUGAAACUAUAUAAAUGUAAAAGGCUGUGAAACUAUGAGGCAGGGAUUUCAGAUUCCUCUGCCCUGAGGAAAUGUGGUCACUCCAGCAGGUUCACUCACCAGAGCACUGGAAUCAAGCGUUAUUUCACUUACAGCCACUUUAAAUGACUUUACAUAACAGUGUUAGAGGGUUUUGGUUCCCCCAAUUGCAAGACGCUUGCUCUCACGCAUUGGGGAGAUUUGUUUUCCUCGCAGUUCAUGAAUGUUUCUUUUUCUCUCUCUCUCUCGUGCCUCAGAAGCCUUACAUUUCUAUUCGAACUUGCAUUCAUAUACAUAAAGAGCUGUUUUUUGAUGAUGAGUACAAAGGCAACAUUUUACGUUUCCCAGGCCGUGUAAAGGUGGUCGGUUUAUUCUGUGGCCUUUCAGACCUGGAUAUUAUGUUUUGAAUGUAUUCUACAUGCUGUAUUUGUCACUCCUGCCCACGCACAGACAGAGAGGGUCAUGUAUUUCUCUUCAGUAAUGAUAUCUGUAUGUUCUUUUGCUCUCUCUUCAGUCACAUCAUCACACAGAACUUGUAAUUAAUUAUGCGACGGGAACAAAUCGCAGCUUCGGUGGACGCUCAGCUUUUCUCUACAGAACCCUAUUUUUCAGCUUCAACAACGGUCAGUUUUUCCUCUUAAGCUCGAGCAGCUGGACUGAACAGAGGCACAAUCCUGGAACGUUUCAGGAAAAGUUUCAAGGAAACAAUACAUGAUGUUCUGCUGUCUUUCGCACCGUCCUGUUUGCUCCUCUCAUCAUUUUGGUGUCAAAGUAGACAACGCUCACCCCCCUGUCAUGUUCUAGGAAUAUUUUUGCUUGACUAAAUAAACACUAAAGGAUCGGACUGAAACACUUUCAGCUUCAUGCCUCCACAGAAGCAGUAUCUAUCUUUUAUUUUUAUUUCAUUUUUGCUCAUCUAUGCCCUGUUUGUACAUUAACAAUGCUUUGUAUGUUCAUAUGCUGUUUACCAUGAACUCUCUCGGUGAAAUAAUGAAAAUAUAUUUAUUUUAAAAUAAAGAUGCGAGGAGAUAUUUGGACACCGUGAG